This is a messenger RNA of Lathyrus sativus (Indian pea), 1452 nucleotides long. The record is from the annotation of a GenBank genome assembly. NCBI's taxonomy places the organism in Eukaryota, Viridiplantae, Streptophyta, Magnoliopsida, Fabales, Fabaceae.
AUGAGAACCUCAAUUGGGGCCACGCAAUGGCUUCGACUCAUCUAUGCAAUAGCACUUUGCAUAAUUGCUUUUAGUACUUUUGCUAUUGCUGAUGAUGACAAGCCUUACUAUGGAGGUCAAUAUCCAUACAACUAUCCCCAACCACCCUACAGUUACAAGCCACCUCCAUAUAAUAACUAUCAAUCUCCACCCCCAUAUGCUUACAAAUUUCCUCCAUAUUACUAUCAAUCUCCACCGCCAUAUGCUUACAAAUUCCCUCCAUAUUACUAUCAAUCUCCACCACCUUAUGAAAACAAAUUCUCUCCGUAUAAUUAUCAGUCCCCUCUUUCAUAUGAUAAUAAAUAUCCUCCAUAUUACUAUAAAUCUCCACCAUCUCCUUAUGUCGAAAAAUUUCCACCAUAUUACAACAAAUCACCUCCUCUACCAUCUCCUUCACCACCACCUCCUUAUGUCUACAAAUCACUUCCACCUCCUCCAUAUAUCUACAAGUCGCCACUUCCCCCGCCAUAUGUCUAUAACAGUCCACCACCUCCAUAUGUUUACCAAUCACCACCCCCUCCACCAUAUAUUUACAAGUCUCCUCCCCCACCAUCACCGCCUCCUCCAUAUGUCUACAAGUCACCACCUCCUCCACCAUAUGUCUAUAACAGUCCACCUCCUCCAUAUGUUUACAGCUCACCACCCCCUCCACCAUAUGUUUACAAGUCUCCUCCCCAACCAUCACCGUCUUCUCCAUAUGUUUACAAGUCACCACCUCCUCCACCAUCUGUCUAUAAUAGUCCACCUCCUCCAUAUGUUUACUCAUCACCACCUCCUCUACCUUAUGUUUACAAGUCUCCUCCUCCACCACCAUAUGUCUAUAAUAGCCCACCACCUCCAUAUGUUUACCAAUCACCACCUCCCCCACCUUACAUUUACAAAUCUCCUCCUCCACCGUCUCCAUCACCACCCCCUCCAUAUAUUUACAAAUCACCACCUCCUCCAUCUCCUUCUCCUCCACCUCCAUAUGUAUAUAUUAGUCCACCACCUCCGUAUGUUUACAACUCACCACCACCACCAUCCCCUUCACCACCUCCUCCAUAUGUCUAUAAGUCACCACCUCCCCCACCAUAUGUAUACAAGAGUCCACCCCCACCCUCACAACCACCUCCAUAUGUAUACAAAUUUCCUCCUCCACCAUACCCCUCUCCUCCCCCACCAUAUGUUUACAAGUCACCACCACCUCCAUACAUAUACAAGUCUUCACCCUCUCCAUAUGUUUAUGAGUCUCCACCAUAUAUCUAUAAAACCCCAACACUACCUCCAUAUGUUUAUAAAUCUCCUCCUGCAUCCUACAUCGAUGCACCCCCAUCUCGUCCAUCUUAUUCAGCACCUCCUCCGUACAUUUACAAAUCUCCACCAACACUAUAUAAUCCUUAUCUAUAUAGUUCCCCUCCACCUCCUGGGUAUUAA